Molecule: messenger RNA, 252 nt
Organism: Paramecium octaurelia
Lineage: Eukaryota; Ciliophora; Oligohymenophorea; Peniculida; Parameciidae
Source: the annotation of a GenBank genome assembly
AUGAAUUAACUGAAUCUGAUUAUCCUAAAGUUGAGGUAAAUUUUAUAAUUUAAUUAGUUACCAUCAGAUGGGAUUGGUUAUUGUUAAAUAAUAGACGUAUUGCAUCCUGGAGCCAUAUCUCUUUCAAAAUUAAAUUUUAUGGUCAGAUUCCCAGAUGAAUACACCAAGAAUCUAAAAGUACGUUGUAAUAUUAACGCAGGUUCUUGAUGAUGCAUUUCCAAAGCAUAAAAUUGACAAAGUUGUUCCAAUUGA